CUUCCUCGCCGGCGGCGGUCGCCUCCUCCUCCUCGCCUGAUCGCGCCCUAGCUAGCGGCAACCCGCGCUAGGAGUAGGUCGUCGCUAACGAUAUUCCCUACACACGCUAGAAAGUUUUGGAGGAGAUCGAUGGAGGUGAAGCUCACGAUUAAGAGGGUGCCCACGGUGCUCUCCAACUACCAGGAGGAAGGAGGAGCCGGGGGCUGCGGCAGGAACUGCCUCGGGGACUGCUGCUUGCCUGCUUCCAAGCUUCCCUUAUACGCUUUUAAGGCCAACCCAAAGAAGCCUGCUCAGGAGGAUGGGCUCCCUACUGACUUCUUCCUCAAUUCUCUGCUCCUCGCCCAGUGGGAGGACAGGGUGGCCCGAGGCCUAUUCCGAUAUGAUGUCACAGCCUGUGAGACCAAGGUGAUUCCUGGCGAGCUUGGGUUUGUUGCACAGCUCAAUGAAGGCCGCCACCUCAAGAAGCGCCCGACCGAGUUCCGUGUUGACUGUGUGCUCCAGCCUUUCGAUUCUGCCAAGUUCAACUUCACCAAGGUUGGCCAGGAGGAGGUUUUGUUCCGCUUUGAGAAUGGUGGUGGCGACGACAGCUAUUUCCUUGCAAAUGCCCCAAGCACUGAGAGUGACCAUGUUCCCAACGUAGUUGCAAUCAAUGUGAGCCCUAUCGAGUAUGGUCAUGUGCUUCUCAUUCCUCGGGUGCUUGACCGUCUGCCUCAGCGAAUUGAUCAUGAAAGCUUUGUGCUUGCACUGCACAUGGCAGCUGAGGCUGCAAGCCCGUACUUUAGACUUGGUUACAACAGCUUGGGUGCCUUUGCCACUAUCAAUCACCUCCACUUCCAGGCAUACUAUUUAUCGGUGCCUUUUCCUGUUGAGAAGGCGCCUACCAAGAAGAUCCCCCUUGCUAAGUCUGUGCUGAAGAGUGGAGUGAAGGUGUCAAAACUGAGGAAUUUCCCAGUGAGAGGGCUGGUGUUUGAGAGAGGCAACACACUGAAGGAUUUGGCUGAUGUGGUUACAAACGCUUGCAUUUGGCUCCAGGACAACAAUGUUCCUUUCAAUGUCCUCAUCUCUGAUUCUGGUAGAAGGAUCUUCCUCUUCCCUCAGUGCUAUGCUGAGAAGCAAGCCCUCGGUGAAGUGAGCCAGGAUCUGUUGGACACUCAGGUGAACCCUGCGGUAUGGGAGAUCAGCGGGCACAUUGUUCUGAAACGGAGGACGGACUUUGAGGAGGCAUCAGAAGUUUCGGCCUGGAGGCUUCUUGCUGAGGUGUCCCUGUCGGAGGAGCGAUUUGAGGAGGUGAAGGACUGCAUCUUUCAGGCCACUGGCCUCACUGAAUCUGGUGAAGAGGAGGAAACCACUGAGGAGUCUCCUUGCGCAUCUUCAUCAUCUGUCCCCCUAGCCUCUUCACACAUACCGGAAGGCUGCCUCGUCCGUCAGUGAGAACGCGGGACGCUAGGUCGCUUGGUUCAAACUAGCUGUGGCUGCUGGUGAUAGCAGUGAUUGUACCGUGGCUGCUCUUGCUUGCUACUUUUGCCUCUGAUGUAUUAUUUUUUGGCUAGCUGCUGGUGUUCAUACUGUGCCAAUUAUUAUUAAGCACAGGUAUGUGGGUUGGCUUGUUUCUA
Messenger RNA from Lolium rigidum, 1613 nucleotides. RefSeq names its product GDP-L-galactose phosphorylase 2-like. The coding region runs from base 130 to 1431 and encodes 433 amino acids. The transcript is spliced from 6 exons. The record is from RefSeq and is a predicted model, not a curated record. Gene Ontology annotation, cellular component: cytoplasm. Gene Ontology annotation, biological process: glucose metabolic process. Lineage: Eukaryota; Viridiplantae; Streptophyta; Magnoliopsida; Poales; Poaceae. Gene Ontology annotation, molecular function: GDP-D-glucose phosphorylase activity.